Carica papaya (papaya) is the source of this 1097-nucleotide messenger RNA. RefSeq lists its product as uncharacterized. NCBI's taxonomy places the organism in Eukaryota, Viridiplantae, Streptophyta, Magnoliopsida, Brassicales, Caricaceae. The record is from RefSeq and is a predicted model, not a curated record.
UAAACUGCUAAAAAUAUUCACAGACGGCUGGCGGUGGGAAGAGUCUCUUCCUCCAUGAGUCUCCUUCACCUUCAAAUCCAUAACCAACCUCUUAUUUACCAAACUACCUUUCUUCCUCCAUCUUCCUCACUCUCCCCUCUCAACUUUCUCUCCCUUCAACCCUUCAAAUCCGUUUCAAUUUCUAUCUCUACCCGACUUUUCCCACUCUCCGCCGUUUCUAAAGUCCAACCCUCAAUUUCCACCAAUGAAGACCAACAACAAAGUGAAGAAGACACCAUGGAACUCGACUACUUGGCCCCCGACGGCGUCGUUUACCAGAAGACGCUCAGAUUGGUCGAGUGCUCCAUGUUCGCUGCUGUCACUGGCCUAGUCUACUUCUUGAGCAAUUCUCUCGCAAUCGAGAAUUACUUUGGAUGUUUCUUUUCGUUUCCGAUAGUAAUAUCCUCUAUAAGAUGGGGAAUUGCAGCUGGGAGAAAAACCAUGGUAGCAACAGCUCUACUAUUGUUCGUAUUGUCUGGUCCUGUGAAAGCCUUAACUUAUUUGCUUACACAUGGUUUGGUUGGUUUCACAAUGGGCUCUUUAUGGAGGUAUGGAGUGAGUUGGAACCUUUCACUUUUCUUGUGCACAAUUGUUCGAUCACUUGGUGCUAUGGGCUAUGUUUUGACAUCAUCUUUCCUAAUAAGAGAAAACAUACUUGCUUUGAUCACUAUAAACAUUCACGCCUCUCUCUCGUAUAUCUUUGCUACGGUGGGCAUUAAUACAGUUCCAUCCAUGAGCUUCAUAUAUACCAUAUUCGGGACUGUGCUGUUGCUGAAUAGCAUCUUCUUUGUGUUCUUGCUGCACCUCUUGUAUUCCGUGUUCCUUUCCAGACUUGGAAUGAAAUCUUCAUUGAGAAUGCCAGUUUGGCUGGAGAAGGCUCUAUGAUUCAGUCAGCUACAAUCAUCUCCAUGUAACACUAGAUUUUUCACGCAAGCCCAAAGUUUCAAAACCUGUCCUCCAUUAUAUGCAUUAAGGCAUUUCCUUUAUAUGCUGUUAAACUUGCAGCAAAAGUGCCGCGAAGUGCCAUUCAUGAAUGAAAAGUCGUAAUUAGCUGUAAA